This is a messenger RNA of Aspergillus mulundensis, 1011 nucleotides long. RefSeq lists its product as uncharacterized. The transcript is spliced from 5 exons. The record is from RefSeq and is a predicted model, not a curated record. Bases 1 to 1011 code for a protein of 336 amino acids. Lineage: Eukaryota; Fungi; Ascomycota; Eurotiomycetes; Eurotiales; Aspergillaceae.
AUGUCGACGACUACUACUACAACCACCACCGUACCCUCCGGUCGCGUUUUCUCGCACGGCACCGAUGUGCAUUAUGGCGACUUCCGCGACGACCUGCUGAAGAACGGUUUUGCGGUCGUCAAGGGUGCCGUUCCCCGUGACCGUGCGCUCAAGUAUGCAGACGAGAUCUAUGAGUGGCUCGAAGGAUUUAACCUUGGCUUUGAUCGACAUGAUCCCAAGACCAUACACAAAGACCAUCUCCCCGACAUCAACGAGAAGGGGAUGUGCCUGGGCUACGCGGUCUCCCAUGAGUCCUUCACCUGGGCUGUGCGUCAGGAGCCCGGCGUCGUCGGCGCGUUUGAGAAGGUCUAUGAUAGCGAAGACCUGAUUGUCUCGUUCGACUCGGUCAAUAUCGGUUUCCCAAACAGGACAGAUGUCAAGCCGAAUACCCCUUGGCCGCAUCAGGAUCAGGACCCUGCAAAGCCUGGAUUCAGAUGCCUCCAGGGCUUGGUGAACCUGCUUCCGAACGGGCCAGAUGACGGCGGUUUGAUUGUUUGCAAGGGGGCGCAUUUGCUCAGUGAGGAGUUCCACGAGGUGUUCAAGGAUGAGAAGAGGAUCUGGUCUUGGACCAAAGAGUGGUAUGGGUUCACUGAUGCCGGGAUGCAGUGGCUCAAGGACAGAGGCUGCGAAUGGAUCAAGCUUACUGCUGAGCCUGGUGACCUGCUGCUCUGGGACUCACGAACGCCACACUAUAAUCUCUCGUCCAAGACCUCGCAGCCGCGGUUCGCAGUGUACACCUGCUACAUGCCGGUGGAAGAUGCUACCGAGGAGCAACUGCUCACCAAGAAGAUGGCUUUCGAAGAAACCAAAAUGACCACUCACUGGCCGAAUGCCAUGCACGUUGUCGACUUGCCCGUCCAUCGAAACGGGGAGUUGGACCCGUACAACAGGAAGAAGCCGCGCAAGCCGGUGCAGCUGACGGAGAGAGGGUUCAGGCUGACGGGGAUCCCGUAUCUGAAGGCCAGUGCGUAG